GCUGUAGUCAGAGAAAGGGACUGCAGCGGUGCAGCCCUUUAUCUCUGGCUGUAGUAGCAAGUAGAAACUACAGAGGUUUAAAUUUUUCUCCACCAGAAGGCUAUGUUUUCGUCUCGUAGCAGGCGGCAUAAUCGAAUGCGAAUGUUAUUCGUAACUUAUUGCAGCAGAGUAAAUUCUCCAACGGAUUCAUCAUUAUCGAAACAUCAUUAUAGGUUUGUCAAAUCUAAGAUUUUUCACACAAAUGUCGACUAAAGAUAAGCAACAGCUUGCUGCCAAAGAAGCCGCGUUGGCUGCCUUUAAACGUGAGGCUCUUUCCAUUGAAAAAAUAUCUCGGGAUGUAAAAGACCAGCUUAACAGAUUGAAAGUUGAAGAACUAGAUAUCAUGAAUAGACUGAGGGAAAAAGAAGUCAAGAAUGCUCUUAAUUCAGCCUCUGUGGACUUGCUUACAUCUCAUUCUGCCAUAUUGACUGAACAUCCUUCUGGAAUUGAAUUACAAGCUGAUCAAGUUAACAAAACACAUCUUGAUCUCAGCAUGGCCCCCAAUUCAGCACUGAUGAAUAACUCUAACCCCGGAGACAGCUCAGAUGAUGAUCAUCUAUUCUGAUUGCUAUCUCAUUGUAAUAAAGCAAAUGUAAUGUAUUAGCUUACUUCUAAAACAUUUGCUUUUCAAAAGGCUAAACAAAAAAACAAAAACAAAAACAUGGAUAGGGUGACUAAAUCCAAAUAUCACUGCACUUGUAAUGUAAAUCUUUCAGAAGAGACCGACUCAGCUUUUGUAGUUCCAUUGAGAAUAAGCUCACAUCUUUAAAUAACUCCAACCAUCUUGUAAGGAAAAUGAACAUGUAGGAAACAUUGUACAUGAAAUACCCUUGUUGUACCUUUGUGCUGCCUUUUCUCCUUUAAAAAUUCUGGUCUCAACACUCACAUUCCAUACAUAGUUAAAAAAGAAAGAAAUCUGAAAAAAAUAAAUAUAUAUAAUAUUAAAGGAAA
Daphnia magna is the source of this 990-nucleotide messenger RNA. RefSeq lists its product as uncharacterized. The coding region runs from base 242 to 604 and encodes 120 amino acids. NCBI's taxonomy places the organism in Eukaryota, Metazoa, Arthropoda, Branchiopoda, Diplostraca, Daphniidae. The record is from RefSeq and is a predicted model, not a curated record. The transcript has 4 exons. Gene Ontology annotation, cellular component: nucleus. Gene Ontology annotation, biological process: transcription by RNA polymerase II; transcription initiation at RNA polymerase III promoter.